This is a messenger RNA of Vicugna pacos (alpaca), 571 nucleotides long. The record is from RefSeq and is a predicted model, not a curated record. Lineage: Eukaryota; Metazoa; Chordata; Mammalia; Artiodactyla; Camelidae.
AUGUCCCACCAGGUCAUUGCUGAGUGCACAGAGCCCAUUACAGCACUGGCCAUGGGUCCCAGCACAGCCUGUGCCAGGAAGCAGGUGUCCGCCGUCUGGGUGAAGGAAAAGAGAGGCUGGACCCUGAACAGUGCUGGCUACCUUCUUGGUCCACAUGCCAUUGACAACCACAGGUCCUUUCAGGACAAGCAUGGCCUGGCUGGCAAGCGGGAACUCCCACCCGACGACGAAACAAGGCCAGGGAGCUUUGACAGGCCGCUGUCGGAGAACAACGUUGUGCGCACGAUAAUAGACUUUCUAAAUUUCUUGCAUCUCAAAGAGGCCGGGGCCCUGGAGCGCCUGCCCGGUCUUCCCGCAGCGCUGUCCUCAGAAGACACGGAGCAGUCCUGAGGUGGCCCCCCCGGGCACCUUCGUCUGUGCCUUGUCAUCUGAAGUCAAGCUCGAAGUCUCAUGCGAUGUCUGCGGAGUACACCGCCCCGUCCUCUCUGCCCUGGUGCCGUGUUCCUAUAAUUUAAGAUUUUUUCCCUUUGGUAAUGAUUUUGAGUGGCAAAAUAAAAGAAUAGCAACUGCU